Messenger RNA from Drosophila pseudoobscura, 2686 nucleotides. Its product is annotated as sex determination protein fruitless-like. The coding region runs from base 730 to 1047 and encodes 105 amino acids. Lineage: Eukaryota; Metazoa; Arthropoda; Insecta; Diptera; Drosophilidae. The record is from RefSeq and is a predicted model, not a curated record. The transcript is spliced from 2 exons.
GGCAGAGUCGUUGCAACAAUCGCAGCCUGCACAUCCACCAGCAUUCAGUUGUACGCGGCUGCUCCUUCAGUAAGGACGCACAGCACUCCCUUAAGGCCAGGCCACAGCCAGACGUCACUUCAGCAGUGCAGUGUAAAACGAACUUGUAACUGGAAUCUGCUAAAUCACUCAGCAGUGGCACCUGCGAUAAGGCUAGGCGGAACAGCAGAGAAGACCGCAUUCCGGCCAUGUCCUGCAGCACAGCUGGACAGCUAAGCCGGCAAGCAGUGGACGCUGUAAGCAGUUUACAGCCUGCAUUACAUAAAUGCUAAGGCACUGCUAAGCGAGCAAGCCGCAGAUAGACUCGUUAAGAUUCCGCCAGCGAAUCACAGUAGCUAAUUAGUCAGACCUUGCCACUUGCCACUUUCCACCAUCCUAGCCUUAGUGACUCGCGCUUGUGUAUGUAGGGAUACAGAGUCUGUAUCAGUGUUUCUCACGCUCGUUUUGUUUGUCUUUUUUGUGUCGUGUGCAAUUUGGUCUGUGAACAUUACCAAGAUACUGAAAUACUGAGCUACUGUGUUACUAACUAGAGAAAAACUAAUUCAUAUUAACUUGUUGUGUGCCCCAGUCUGUGCAGCCAGCCAGCCUGCCAUCCAGCCCGUGCAGCCUCAGAGUGCAUUUUCAUUAAAGUCAACAAGUUGCAGCCACAUAACGUCAAAUAAAAGCAGCGUCACGUUCACCGCACUCAACAUGAUGGCCACGUCACAGGAUUACUUCAAUCCGUACGCCCUGUUCCGCGGCCCACCCACCACUCUGCGGCCGCGCGAGUCCCCGCUAGGCGUCGGCCAUGCCCACGCCCACGCCCACAGCCAUAUCCACGGACACGCGCAUACCCACGCCCAUGGGCAUAGUCACGGCCACGGACACGGCCAUGGCCAUGCCCUCAGCGGACACGGCUAUGCAGCCCUCGACUUGCAGACGCCGCACAAGCGCAACAUCGAGACAGAUGUGCGGGCCCCGCCCCCGCCGUUGCCGCCGCCGCCGCUGCCGCCCACAUCGCCGAGGUAAGCCCCACAAGGGAUUAAGCGGAGAGAGGGGCGCGAGACGAGCAAAGAAACGAAGUGAACCCCAGCCCCCCACCCCAAUCGAACCCCCAACCAAUUGAUAUGCAUAUCAUCCGCAACACGUCAAGCCCACUUCUCUGCCACAUCUUCAAUCAACCAACACCGACACCCAGCAAAAACGCAAGAGCCCAAUUUCGUUUCCUAUACAAUGCAAUUCAAGAUUCAAGCUUAAAGUUUAAAGUUGAAAUGCCCUUAAAAUAUCACGCCCAAGAUCAAACAUAAAGUAAAAAGCUAGAGUUAAAAUGUAGAGUCAUUCAAAUAUCGGAUAUAUUAGCUUUUAUUCACAAGCAUUUGCCAAUGGACUUUGAACCCAUCAAAUCAAGUAAAAGCAAAUCCAAAGAAAUAAAGAGAGAAUCGCAAGAGAAAGUGUUUGCUACGCUACAGAAUGUAAUCCCUAGUUAAUAAUGUAUUUUCUCCUUCGAUAAGUACUACUACCACUGUAAGAGUUGACACCAAGAAAAGGUAAAGAUUAAAGAUAAAAGUAAUGAGAGUAUUAUAAGAAAACAAGUAACUAUUGCAGAGCAUUUCGAAAAGCACUUGUACCGUUCUAGGAUUAAGUACAGUAAACAGUAAACAGAAGUAUACGUAUUAGCAAUCCAAUACGAUUCAAGUAAUUAGUAAUUAUUAGAGUUUCGAAUCAGUCAGUUUAAUCAGCUUUAGAUUUCGAUUAACACAUAUGCAGAAUAUUUACAAGUUAUAUAGAAGAUAUACACAACAUAUAGCAAAUAUAUUAUACAGUAUUAUAUAGCCAAAACCAAGGAGUUGUAUGCCAUAGCCAUAGCCAUAGCCAUAGAAUAGAGUUACCAUUUAAAUACUUAGUAGUUACAGACAGCUAACUGAACGGGUCCACAGUAUACCCAUUAACAAAUACUUUAAUCGCUUACAAUAAUCGAAUGAUAUUCUAAAUAUUCAAGUUAGUAGCGCAACGAUAACUUUAAUCGAUCCUAGCUAAUCCCAACUCAAAGUAUACGUAAAUCGCAAUCAAAGAAUUUCCUAAUAACCACUCUUGACAUACUCUUUCAAAGCAAUACGGUAAACAAUAACUAACACUAUAUACACUAUAGUUAAGGUAGAUCGAAUGAAUAUAUAUAGAAUAUAUGUAGUAGACUACUUAGUUUAUGCCUAAUCACUAUUAGUAGUCCUAAGCCCAUAGGCAUAGACCGAGCACCAGGCGAGAUGCACCAUGUAAAAUGCAAAAAUUUAACUACCAAGAGUACAAAGUGUGAAGGAGUGUCCCCCAAAGAAGUUGAACAAUUGGCCAGCCCAAAAAACUCUACCCAGUAGUACCCCCCAUUAGACUUAAGACUUAAGAAAUUGUAAAGCAAACACUUUUCAAGUGACUUAAAGAUACAACUAAUCAGAGCCAAAUCAAGCAAACUGUGAGAAUUCGAUGAAGUGUGGAGGCGGAGCAACGCAAACCCGGAGCAACCGAGAAUCAUCAAUCAACGCCACCCCGGAGAAGCUGCUCUUCAAUCAACACUCAACCCGAACCGGGGCAACCCAUCAACGUAUAUUUUAGUAUUCAAAUCAAUCCAAAAAAGUAGCUUUCAUCUCUCUAUCUCUCUUAUAAACCUAAAGAAAAA